Molecule: messenger RNA, 906 nt
Organism: Exophiala spinifera
Lineage: Eukaryota; Fungi; Ascomycota; Eurotiomycetes; Chaetothyriales; Herpotrichiellaceae
Exons: 3
Coding region: 1-906 (301 amino acids)
Source: RefSeq, a predicted model, not a curated record
AUGUCCACCACGGUCGCCAUCGCCGGCGUCACCGGUAGUCUUGGAAGACUUAUUGCGGAGUACCUAUUGGCGAAGCCUGAUGUCCUUAUCCACGGCCUCUGUCGCACGCCUUCCAAGCUUCCUCCGUCGCUCCGGGACGAACCUCGUCUCACCGUCUAUGCUGCUGCGUCCUCGACCGACAUUCCUGUGAUCCAGGCGGCUCUCCAUGAUGUCGACGUAGUAAUAUGCUGUUACCUGGGCCCUACCUCCCUCAUGGUUGAGGGGCAGAAAAUCCUCAUCGACGUAUGCAUCGCCGAGCGGGUUCCUCGUUACGUUGCCGGAGACUGGUCAAUGGAUUUCCGCAAGUUGGAGCUCGGCCAGCACCCAGCCAAGGAUCCGAUGAAGCUCGUGCAAGCGUAUCUGGAGGAGAAGGAGGCGGCCGGACAAAUAAAGAGCCAGCGGCCGUGGGUGGGCAUGUGGGACGCCGACCGGCAGCUGUUCAAGUAUUGGGGUACGGGAGAUGAGCGAUGGGAGUUCACCACUUAUCGAAACGCCGCCCAGUUCACAGCAGAAGUGGCGGUGGACAAGGAUGCUACGGGAUGGUUUUCUUUCCGUGGUGACCAUGUCAACAUCAAAGAGAUCGCCGCAACCUUCCAGGCCGUCUACGACGAAGAGCCAGGAUUAGAAAGACUAGGAAGCCUCGAGGACCUUUACACGCUCAUGCACGAUAAGCGGCGUCAACAUGUGGGAAAUCCCAAGGCCUGGUUGGGUCUCUUCUACACAUACUACUCACUCAACGGUCAAACGGCCCUGCCGAUGCCGCUCGACAACAUGCGUUAUCCCACUGUCAAACUUACCACCGUGCGAGAUUUCUUUGCUCGAACACCAAAGGAUCGAAUCGGAAAGUUUGGAGUACUUCAAGAGUGA